Messenger RNA from Racocetra persica, 495 nucleotides. NCBI's taxonomy places the organism in Eukaryota, Fungi, Glomeromycota, Glomeromycetes, Diversisporales, Gigasporaceae. The record is from the annotation of a GenBank genome assembly.
AUCGAACCACUCAAAUAGGUGUGAUGAUCAAUGAUUAUUUAACAAAGGCUAAAGAUAUUGAUGAUAGAGUUAUUCAUUUACUAUUUUCCGCAAAUAGAUGGGAAUGCAAUUUAGAAAUAAAAAAAAAGAUCCUUGAGGGCACCACUUUGGUUGUAGAUCGGUAUGCUUAUUCUGGUGCCGCAUAUUCUGCUGCUAAAGGUCUUGAUUUAGAGUGGUGUAAAUCACCAGAUAUUGGUUUACUAACACCCGACAUUGUCUUCUUUAUGAACUUGACAUCAGAAGAAUCAGAAAAAAGAGUUGGAUUUGGUAAAGAACGUUAUGAAGAAAAGACAUUUCAAGAAAAAGUUAAAGAAACUUUUGAUUUAUUGAAAGAUCCAACGUGGAAGGUAUUGGAUGCAUCCAAGGCAGUUUAUGAUCUUCAUCAUGAAAUUAAAGACUUAUCCUUGGAAACGAUUCAGAAAUGUGAUAACUUAAAAGAAGAUUUGUGGAAAAAGU